AAUUCCAUUCCAAACCCCAUCCGAGCCCAAUAGCCAGAUCGAUCUGUUUUUCGCAAAACUAAACCCUAACAUCCCUCUCUCGUCUUCACUCUCCACUCCUCUCCUCUUUUCUCCUCUCCGUCCCGGUCGUCCUCUCUCAGCUGCUCGCGGUCAUUGCUAUUGCUCAAUCAUAGCCUUAUUUCCAAGUCAUGGCGAGCUUCGAUUACGAAGACGCACCAGCCAACUCGGCGGCCCCAGCUUCAUCUCAAUCCCAUGAGGUCCUCGGGUACGAUCCGAACUUCGUCCCGGACUCGGUGAAGUCGUUCGCGGUGCACCUUUACAGGCACAUCCGGGAGAAGAACGUAUACGAGAUCCACCAGAUGUACGAGACGUCGUUCCAGACCCUCUCGGAGCGGCUCUUCAAGGACACCCCCUGGCCCUCCGUCGAUGCCGUUGCCCACUACGUGGACAACGACCACGUGUUCUGCCUCCUCUACCGCGAGAUGUGGUUCCGGCACUUGUACGCGCGGCUUUCCCCAACGCUCAAGCAGAGGAUCGAUUCCUGGGACAAUUACUGCAGCCUCUUCCAGGUGGUGCUUCACGGGGUCGUCAACAUGCAGCUGCCCAAUCAGUGGCUCUGGGACAUGGUCGAUGAGUUUGUCUACCAGUUUCAGAGCUUUUGCCAGUAUAGGGCUAAAAUGAAGAACAAGACCGAACAGGAGAUUGCACUUCUCAGGGAGUAUGACCAGGCUUGGAAUGUGUAUGGUGUACUCAACUACUUGCAAGCCCUUGUUGAGAAGUCCAUGAUCAUUCAGAUUCUUGAGCAGGAGAAGGAAGGCCUAGAACAGUUUACUGCAAAUGACGGAUAUGAUUACGAUGGUGGAAGUAAUGUAUUGAAGGUGUUGGGUUAUUUCAGUAUGGUGGGCUUGCUGCGAGUUCAUUGCCUCUUAGGUGAUUAUCACACUGGUUUAAAAUGCUUACUUCCCAUCGACAUUAGUCAACAAGGCGUUUACACAAGUGUGAUAGGAAGUCACAUCACUGCCAUAUAUCAUUAUGGAUUUGCCAACCUUAUGUUGCGGAGGUAUGUGGAGGCAAUUCGUGAAUUCAAUAAGAUUCUUUUGUACAUUUACAAGACCAAGCAAUAUCAUCAAAAGUCUCCACAGUAUGAGCAGAUACUAAAGAAAAAUGAGCAGAUGUAUGCCUUGCUAGCAAUUUGCCUCUCACUUUGUCCCCAAGUGAAGCUUGUUGAUGAAACUGUGAACUCUCAAUUACGGGAGAAGUACGGUGAAAAGAUGAUCAGAAUGCAAAGAUAUGAUGAUGAGGCAUUUGCUAUUUAUGAUGAGCUCUUUUCUUAUGCAUGCCCAAAGUUCAUUACCCCUUCGGCUCCAAGUUUUGAGGAGCCGCUUGUAAAUUACAACCAGGAUGCCUAUAGGCUUCAGUUGAAACUGUUUCUUUAUGAAGUGAAGCAACAACAGUUAUUAUCAGGUGUCAGGACCUUCUUGAAAGUGUAUUCAACCAUUUCUCUUGGGAAGCUUGCAAAUUAUAUGGAAGUUGAUGAGCCUACAUUGAGGACUAUUUUGAUGACAUACAAGCAUAAGACACAUGCUGUUGAUGGUGAUGGAAAAAUCACAUCCAAUGCUGAUGUGGAUUUCUACAUUGACGAUGACAUGAUUCAUGUUAUGGAAUCCAAAUCAGCUAAGAGAUACGGGGAUUACUUCCUGCGUCAGGUUGUCAAGCUUGAAGGGGUGAUCAAUGAUUUGGACAGGAUUAAGCUGGACUGAGUUGCCCAUUACCCUUUAGUAUUGACCCAUGUGGUCUUGCCAUGUGUUAUGAAUUUUUGUAGGUCUUUUGGCUGCUGCCCAUUACGUUAUCGUUAUUGGCUUAUUCUUA
This is a messenger RNA of Juglans microcarpa x Juglans regia, 1869 nucleotides long. RefSeq names its product eukaryotic translation initiation factor 3 subunit L. NCBI's taxonomy places the organism in Eukaryota, Viridiplantae, Streptophyta, Magnoliopsida, Fagales, Juglandaceae. Bases 189 to 1760 code for a protein of 523 amino acids. The transcript has 7 exons. Gene Ontology annotation, molecular function: translation initiation factor activity. Gene Ontology annotation, biological process: translational initiation. The record is from RefSeq and is a predicted model, not a curated record. Gene Ontology annotation, cellular component: cytoplasm; eukaryotic translation initiation factor 3 complex.